Hippopotamus amphibius kiboko is the source of this 3672-nucleotide messenger RNA. RefSeq names its product NLR family pyrin domain containing 3 (gene NLRP3). Gene Ontology annotation, biological process: negative regulation of non-canonical NF-kappaB signal transduction; negative regulation of acute inflammatory response; inflammatory response. The transcript has 11 exons. Bases 147 to 3254 code for a protein of 1035 amino acids. Gene Ontology annotation, molecular function: sequence-specific DNA binding; DNA-binding transcription factor binding. Gene Ontology annotation, cellular component: NLRP3 inflammasome complex; cytoplasm. The record is from RefSeq and is a predicted model, not a curated record. NCBI's taxonomy places the organism in Eukaryota, Metazoa, Chordata, Mammalia, Artiodactyla, Hippopotamidae.
AAUUUAUCUAGUUUCCUCUCCGGUUGUUCCUGAGGCUGGCGUCUGGGGGCACCAUUCUUCCAUGGCUCAGAACACACUCCUGGGUCAAGCCAAUAGGAAACCUCUCUGCGUGGACCUAUGCCCAGGGACUCUGACCAGGGCUUCAGAUGAGCAUGGCAAGUGUCCGCUGCAAGCUGGCUCGUUACUUGGAGGACCUGGAAGACGUGGAUUUUAAGAAAUUCAAGAUGCACUUAGAAGACUAUCCUAGUCAGAAGGGCUGCACCUCACUUCCUCGGGGUCAGACAGAGAAAGCAGAUCACGUGGAUCUCGCCACUCUGAUGAUUGAUUUCAAUGGAGAGGAGAAGGCAUGGGCCAUGGCCAUGUGGAUUUUUGCUGCAAUCAACAGGAGAGACCUUUACGAGAAAGCUAAGAGGGAUGAGCCAGAAUGGGACAGUGUAAAUGUUUCUGUGAUAAGCCAGGAAGAAAGCCUUGAAGAGGAAUGGAUGGGUUUACUGGGGUACCUUUCCAGAAUCUCUAUUUGUAGAAAAAAGAAAGAUUACUGUAAGAAGUACAGAAAACACGUGAGAAGCAGAUUCCAGUGUAUCAAAGACAGGAAUGCCCGUCUGGGUGAGAGCGUGAACCUCAACAAACGCUUCACCAGGCUGCGUCUCAUCAAGGAACACCAGAGCCAGCAGGAGAGGGAGCACGAGCUCCUGGCCAUUGGUAGGACUUCGGCCAAGAUGUGGGAUGGCCCCGUGAGUUCCAUGAACUUGGAAUCGCUUUUUGAUCCUGAAGACCAAAACUCUGAGCCUGUGCACACAGUGGUAUUCCAGGGAGCAGCGGGUAUUGGGAAAACAAUACUGGCCAGGAAGAUCAUGUUGGACUGGGCAUCAGGGGAACUUUACCAGGACAGAUUUGACUAUUUGUUUUACAUUCACUGUCGGGAGGUGAGCCUUGGGAUGCAGAGGAGCCUGGGUGACCUGAUCGCCAGCUGCUGCCCUGGCCCAAACCCACCCAUAGGCAAGAUUGUGAGCAAGCCUUCCAGGAUCCUCUUCCUCAUGGAUGGUUUUGAUGAGCUGCAAGGUGCCUUUGAUGAGCACACAGAGGCUCUCUGCACGAACUGGCAGAAGGUGGAGCGGGGAGACAUUCUCCUGAGCAGCCUCAUCAGAAAAAGACUGCUUCCCGGGGCCUCUCUGCUCAUCACUACAAGACCUGUGGCCCUGGAGAAACUUCAGCACUUGCUGGACCGGGCUCGUCAUGUGGAGAUCCUGGGUUUCUCAGAGGCCAAAAGGAAGGAAUAUUUCUUUAAGUAUUUCUCAGAUGAACAGCAAGCAAGUGAAGCCUUCAGGCUGAUUCAGGAGAAUGAGAUCCUCUUCACCAUGUGCUUUAUUCCUCUGGUCUGCUGGAUUGUGUGCACUGGGCUGAAACAGCAGAUGGACAGUGGCAAGAGUCUUGCUCAGACAUCCAAGACCACCACAGCAGUGUAUAUCUUCUUCCUCUCCAGUUUGUUGCAGUCCCACGGAGGGAGCCAGGAGCACCACAACUCUGCCACCCUCUGGGGUCUCUGCUCAUUGGCUGCAGAUGGAAUCUGGAACCAGAAAAUCCUGUUUGAGGAGUGUGAUCUCAGGAAUCACGGCCUGCAGAAGGCAGAUGUGUCUGCUUUCUUGAGGAUGAACCUAUUCCAGAAGGAAGUGGACUGCGAGAAAUUCUACAGCUUCAUCCACAUGACUUUCCAGGAGUUCUUUGCUGCCAUGUACUACCUGCUGGAAGAGGAGAAUCAGGGGGAGAUGAGGAACGUACCACAGAAUCAUUCAAAGCUUCCCAGCCGAGACGUGACGGUCCUUCUUGAAAACUAUGGCAAAUUUGAGAAGGGGUAUCUGAUUUUUGUUGUCCGUUUCCUCUUUGGUCUUAUAAACCAGGAGAGAACCUCCUAUUUGGAGAAGAAACUGAGUUGCAAGAUCUCUCAGAAAAUCAGGGUGGAGCUGCUAAAAUGGAUUGAAGCAAAAGCCAAAACCAAGAUGCUACAGAUUGAGCCCAGCCAGCUGGAACUGUUCUACUGUUUGUAUGAGAUGCAGGAGGAAGACUUUGUGCAAAGGGCCAUGGGCCAUUUCCCCAAAAUUGAGAUCAAGCUCUCCACCAGAAUGGACCAUGUGGUUUCUUCUUUUUGUAUUGAGAACUGCUGCCACGUGGAAUCACUUUCCUUGAGGUUGCUCCAUAACUCAUCCAAGGAGGAGGAGGAGGAGGAGGAGGAGGAGGAGGAAGUUCGACACUCUGAUGAGGACCAUUGUGUCUUCCCUGAUCUUUCUGUUGCAUAUUCUCAGCGAUUGGUGAACUAUCUCACCUCCAGCAUUUGCAGGGGCAUCUUCUCAGUCCUGAGCAAUAAUUGGAAUCUCACUGAAUUGAACCUCAGUGGCAAUAGCUUGGGAGACCCAGGGAUGAAGGCGUUAUGUGAAACACUCCAGCAACCUGGCUGUAACAUUCGUAGAUUGUGGUUGGGGCAGUGUUGCCUUUCCCAUCAGUGCUGCUUUAACAUCUCCUCGGUCUUGAGCAACAAUCAGAAACUGGUGGAACUGGAUCUGAGCCACAAUGCCCUGGGAGACUUUGGGAUCAGACUUUUGUGUGUGGGACUGAGACAUCUAUUCUGCAAUCUGAAGAAGCUCUGGUUGGUCAGUUGCUGUCUCACAUCAGUGUGCUGUGAGGAUCUCGCAUCCGUCCUGAGCACCAACCAUUCCCUGACCAGACUCUACUUGGGGGAAAAUGCUCUGGGAGACUCAGGAGUUGGAAUUUUAUGUGAAAAAGCAAAGAAUCCACAAUGUAACCUGCAGAAACUGGGGUUGGUGAAUUCUGGCAUUACGUCAGGUUGCUGUCUAGCUCUAUCCUCAGUGCUUAGCACAAACCAGAGUCUCACGCACCUUUACCUACGGGGCAAUGCUCUUGGAGACAUGGGGAUCAAGCGACUCUGUGAGGGACUCUUACACCCCAACUGCAAGCUUCAGGUGUUGGAAUUAGACAAUUGCAGCCUCACGUCACAUUGCUGCUGGGAUCUUUCCACACUUCUGACUUCUAACCAGAGCCUGCAAAAGCUGAGUCUAGGCAAUAAUGACCUGGAUGAUCUGGGGGUCAUGCUACUCUGUGAAGUGCUGAAACAGCAGGGCUGCCUCCUGAAAAACCUGAAGUUGUAUGGAAUGUAUUUCAAUUAUGAUACGAAACAUGCAUUAGAAAGACUUCAAGAAGAAAAGCCUGAGCUGACCAUUGUCUUUGAGCCCUCUCGGUAGUGGAGGAAGCAGGGCUGCCAGAUGCCAAUGUUCUUUGCUCUCCCUGCCAUCUGGGUGUGGACAAGUGGUAGUGAGCACUCCACCAUCAGGGUUAAGACUACCACUCUGUGAUUCUUCUGGUCCAGUGAGGAAGAGAGCGGAAACUUGCUGAUGGUGCCUUUGCCUAGAGAGUAUGAGCAUCUCCUUUACCCCUGGGAUGAAGACACCAGGGCCAUAAAAUCAUCAAAUGAUGCAUUUCUCAUCACAGUGCCUCAGUCAGAGGAUGUGUUCCUCUUGGUGACCUUAUGUAACUAACUCAUUCAAUAAAGCACUUUUUCUUUCAUUUUCUCUUUUUACUCUAACUCUCCUUUCUCUCCUAUAUUCCCCCCCUCUUUUUUGUUUACUUUUGACUGUAUCAUCCCUCCUGCCAUCUUUCUCU